Hevea brasiliensis (rubber tree) is the source of this 588-nucleotide messenger RNA. RefSeq lists its product as uncharacterized. Lineage: Eukaryota; Viridiplantae; Streptophyta; Magnoliopsida; Malpighiales; Euphorbiaceae. The transcript has 3 exons. The record is from RefSeq and is a predicted model, not a curated record. Gene Ontology annotation, molecular function: oxidoreductase activity, acting on a sulfur group of donors, disulfide as acceptor. The coding region runs from base 1 to 588 and encodes 195 amino acids.
AUGGCUUCUCAAUUGCUAUGUUGCUUUAUUAUCCUCACCUUCCUUUCCAUGUUCAUCUUCCCAUCUCAAUCCACUUCCAGAAAAGAUAUUACUAAGUUUCCAUCUGAUGUCAAAUAUAACGAGAAGGUUAAUGUGUCCCUCUACCAUGAAACUCUCUGUCCAAGCUCUGCAUCCUACAUUUUGCAUGAUCUGUCCAACGCCCUCUUCAAAGAACGUCUCUUUCACAUAGUCAACCUGAGGAUGGUUCCAUGGGGAAACGCUCGCAUUGUGAAACCUCACAAAACCUUCCUCUGCCAGAAAACACUUUUGCAGCAUGGUCCUGAUGAAUGCUACUUCAAUACUAGACAUGCCUGUGCCCUCAAGGCAUGCACAGACCUGGAAGCGAACUUGGUAGCCAAUAUCUGCAAGGCCUACAAAGGCAAUCCUAAGCCAGAAAUUUGUAAAACAAUUCCACCCAAGAAAAAUUCAGCUGAGCAGACAAAUUCGAAGCACCCAGUAUGCUAUGCCAAUGAAAUAAGCCUGGCAUUAGAAGCACCACCUGGCUCAGGAAAAGCUUCAUGGCUGCACCUAGAAAAACAAAAACCUUGA